Messenger RNA from Neurospora tetrasperma FGSC 2508, 1623 nucleotides. RefSeq lists its product as uncharacterized. Bases 1 to 1623 code for a protein of 540 amino acids. Lineage: Eukaryota; Fungi; Ascomycota; Sordariomycetes; Sordariales; Sordariaceae. The record is from RefSeq and is a predicted model, not a curated record. The transcript has 4 exons.
AUGUGCAACGAGCAAAUAUCUACAAAGGACCAGUUGUCGUUGAUGUUUCGAGAUGAGAGCACCAAGGUUAUCCAGAAGGCACACGCUCAGUGGGGGAUUUCAGACCUCCCGGAUUCCGCGGAUUCGCCUUCCAGCUCUUCGUCAUUUUCAUCUUCGUCUUCAUCGUCAACUCCCUCUCCCAAGAGCGUCGUCUCCAGUCGAAGCUACUUCUCCGAAAGGCCGCGGUUCAAGUUGUCAGCAGCACCCGAACACAGCCGUACAAGGCUACCAAAAGAGAUCUACGCCACUAAGGACGACCAGGCCAUCCAGUUUUACGUCGAGCAUUAUGUGGUGGGACAUCCGGACGAACCUACCGCGGCACAUGAGCUGCGGAUGGUGGAAUGGAUUCAUGCCCCUGAGUUUCGGGACAUGAUGGCAGCCGUAGGGUUGGCGAGUAUGUCCAACCUCACUGGCAACAAGGCAUUGGUUACCAUGGCGAGGCAAAAAUACGGCUUGGCACUUCAACAUACGGCAUCCUCGAUAGCAAACCCUCAGGCAAUGAACUUGGAUAUCUCUUUACGAACUGUCAUCAUGCUUGCGAUCUAUGAAGUAAUCCGAAACAAAGGUCGACCAACCGAGGCGCUCAACCCAUUCUACGUCGGCAACCUCGCCCUCCCACCUGCCUACAGCGGCUGGUUCGAUUUAUGCAACCGCCUCGCCGCACCCUCCGACAAACCCGCCGUCGAGAUCCUCGACAUCGCCACUCGCUUGCUCAAGCUAAAUGCCUACCUAAGCAACUACGCCCUCAUCGACGGACGGCCCAAAACCUCGCAAAUCAUCCGGAGCGCCCUCGCCAUCGACGCCGAGCUCGACGCCUGGGAACGCCAGCACAGCCAAGGAAGUGUCAGCUCCAUAUGGACCAUCCUCGAAGAGCGCUGCGCCCCCGGCUUCUUCCCUUCGGACGGCGUCUUCGAAGAUAGCUACCAUGUCUAUGCCGACCAUUGGGUCGCCCGCGGCUGGAACCACCAGCGCUGGCUGCGGCUGCUCACGUGUCGGCUGCUGAUCGAGUUUAGCGAUCGAUACCCGGUGAGCUGUGCGCAAGUGUUUUCCCCCGCCAACAUGGCGGCGGAACAGCAGAACAUCCUUGCCACCAUUCGGCGUGUUGCGCGCGACUUGUUGGUUUCCAUCCCGACGCAUUACCGACAUCCGAGGCUGGAAAGGCAGCAUCGAGAUUAUAUCGAUAUGACGAGUGGAGGGGCGGGAAUGGGCGUGGUGGGUUUGCCGAACUUGUUGUUCCAGAUUCAAGUGGCUGGGUCAGCACCGGGUGUGCCAAGGCAUUAUACGGUGUUUGCCCGAAAUAUGCUGGAGACUAUUUUUGCGGAUACUGGGAUGUUGCAGGCGAGAGGGUUGGCAGAGACGUUGGUGGUGGAUGGCGGUGUCGGAGGUAGCGGCAACAACAACAGCAACAACGAGGUCAAGCAAGAGAGGGCCGAUACGCCGCCGGAAGGGGUGUUAACGUCGAUAGAGUCUCUGCCUUCGUCGAGGAAAAAGGCGCCUAUUGUUGUGCCGCAACCACAGACGCAGCUCGCGGGAGGGCAGCAGCUGCUUUGGUAUCACGAGAGGCCGGAGGAGUCGUAUUCUUGA